AUGGGUCCGAGAAGGGGGGAAAUAGAGCCGUUAGCACCCACGGAUCACAGCGUGAUCACUUAUGAGGAGAUCAAUAAGGAUUUCUACGAGGAGCAUGAGGAUAUCAAGCGUUUGAGCGACGCGGAUGUAGAGCGGGUUCGGAGGGAGUUGGAUAUGCAUGUCCGCGGGGUCGGGGUGGCCAAACCAUGCAUCUCCUUUGCGCAUUUCGGGUUCGAUGAUGCGCUGGUCAACGUGGUACGGAAGUUGGGAUACACGGAACCAACGGGGAUCCAACGCCAGGCCGUCCCCGUCGCCCUCUCGGGUCGCGACAUGAUCGGGAUCGCGAAAACUGGGAGCGGGAAGACCGCCGCCUUCGUCUGGCCGAUGCUGGUGCAUAUCAUGGACCAACGCGAACUGGAAAAGGGCGAGGGCCCGAUCGGGUUGAUCCUUGCCCCCACACGGGAACUGGCGCAUCAGAUAUACAUAGAGACGAAAAAAUACGCAAAAGCGUAUGGACUGAACUGCGCAUGCGUCUACGGCGGCGCCUCCAAAUCCGACCAAUUCAAAGACCUGCGUUCCCCCGUCGAGAUCCUCGUCGCGACGCCGGGGAGGUUACUCGACCUGAUCAAAAUGAAGGCGACCAACCUGCGUCGCGUGUCCUACCUCGUCCUCGACGAAGCCGACCGGAUGUUCGACCUCGGCUUCGAGCCGCAGGUCCGCUCCCUCUGCACGGCCGUUCGCCCCGAUCGCCAAACCCUGCUCUUCUCCGCGACGAUGCGGAAACGCGUCGAACGCCUCGCGAGGGAUGUGCUCACCGACCCGGUGCGGAUCUCCAUCGGCGCCCAGAACGCCGCGAACGCAGAUAUCACCCAACACAUCCACGUCCUCCCCGACGACACCUACAAAUGGGCCUGGCUCACGUCCCACCUCCCUGCAUUCACGGCCGAGGGAAGCGUGCUGGUCUUCAUUGGCCGGAAGGCGGGCGUGGACGCGCUCACGGACUCGUUGCAGGGCGCCCGCGUGGAGUGUGCCAAGCUGCACGGGGACAUGAUGCAGGCGGAUCGGGACCGGGUCGUGCGGGAGUUCAAGGCGGGGAAAUUCAAACUCCUCGUAUGCACCGAUGUCGCGGCUAGAGGACUCGACAUCAAGAGUGUGCGCACCGUUAUCAACUACGAUGCACCGAAGGAUAUAGAAACCCACAUCCACCGCAUCGGGCGCACGGGCCGCGCGGGCACAAAGGGCGACGCGCACACGCUCAUCACGCAGUCUGAAGACAGAUUCGCGGCCGAGCUUGUGCGCAACCUUGAAGAAUCGGGCGUCGCUGUUCAGAGCGAUGUGAUGGGGGUGGCGAUGCGGAACGGGCGGUUCAGGAAGGGGAGGGAGGGGUUUGCGCGCGGUGGGAGGGGGAGGGGGAGAGGUGGGGGGCGAGGCAGGGGGAGGGGACGGGGGGUGGGGUUCGGGCAGGGAGGUGGAUCGGGGGGUGGGGCGAAUAGUGUGCCGUUGGGUGGGGGUGGGUUUGCGAGGCAUCCGCCGCCGCCAUCGUUGGGGGCGCCGGGAGGGGGUUAUUCGAGGCAGCCGCCGCCGCCGACGUCGUAUGGUGCUGGGACGGGGUUUAUGGCGUUCCAGCGGGCGCAGAGUGCGCAGGGGUCUUCUACUUCGUUUCUUGGUGGUACGGCACAACAACAACAACCACCUCCUCAGCGGCCCCCGCAACAGCAGCCACCGCAACAACCGGAACAGCAGAGGAGGCGACGAUGGGAUACUUGA
Molecule: messenger RNA, 1746 nt
Organism: Fimicolochytrium jonesii
Lineage: Eukaryota; Fungi; Chytridiomycota; Chytridiomycetes; Spizellomycetales; Powellomycetaceae
Product: P-loop containing nucleoside triphosphate hydrolase protein
Exons: 2
Coding region: 1-1746 (581 amino acids)
Molecular function (GO): nucleic acid binding; RNA helicase activity; ATP binding
Source: RefSeq, a predicted model, not a curated record